GUUCUUUGGUGCCUUCGCUUUGCUUUUGGUCAUCUAGCCCUCAUUGAGGUGCGUGCACUUGCUGCUGAUCAGUGGAAUCAGAAUCGUGUAGUCUACGUGCGCGUGCCUUCGCUACUCGGGAACAGUGUCUCACCGAUUCCCCACCUGCUUUGCCUUUCUCUCUUCUUGUAUUACUUAUACUAGUGUAUGGCGACCCCGUGUAUAAAUUGUUAUUGUAUUUGUACUUAAUCCUGAGUAAUGAGUAAGUAGGGAAGAGAGUCCUUCAACACACCCAAUUGAGGUUUCUCGCGAACGUUAUUCGGCUUUUUGGUGCGCGGAAAAGUACGCUGAUCGCUGUGCUUGUAAAGUGUAAGAUGAAAGUCCCCUCAAAUAUAUUUGCGACAUGUGAUUCGUUUAAUAGAGCAAGCAGAAAUAAAGGCUUUCGAGGAAAAAACUGAUUUUAUACAUCGCGAUCGUCUAUGUAAGUCAGCAUAGGGAUCGCAAACUACACACGAGUGCGUGAUCGCAGGCAACGCAACUGCCUCGCCAGCGGGCUUCUGGUUUUCCGAGGCGGAGAUUCGGGAAUGUGUAUGUAGCGCACUGAAUAUAUAUCUUAUAAAUAUUACUCCCUAAAAUUCUUGGACGAUUGCAGCAAGUUACGUCUAUCAGUCUACUUGAAUGCGAAUCUUAUCAAUUCCAUCUUUAAAUGUUGUCAUCAAAAAUAUUAUGAUUACUCAACAAACCGAUAGAGCCACCCACGACGACGACAUGAUAUGGUGUGUGACGAUUAACAAGUCGCGAGAUUUCCAGGAGCGGAAUACUCUUAUGAUGCUUGACAUGUGAAAAAAUUCAGGAGUAAUUACAGGAUUCACGGGGGUACACUAUGCGCCGUGUUAGGUACGUAUGUCUCCUCGCGUACUCAUGUGUCUAGUACAACAAGUAAAAAUUGAUAGAUAAGACCACGUGCGGGUGCGCUGGUCAGGUUUGAUGUAAAGGUAAUAGUUAUAUUUGCAAAGAGCGAAGAUAUGCAAAUGCAUGACGAAGAUGAAGGUUUGGAUCCUCUCGCGAUAAAACAUAUUUUGAUCUUGGCAUAUUUUUGUGCAGCUUGCUUCUAUUUAGCUUUUCGCGAGGGUAACUAAUACUUCGGCGAUGAAGAACUUUUUUGUGGUCCAACUUCUAUUUGUCCACUUUUUCGGGUAAGGAUUCUACAUACAUGGUUUAGUGCAUUCCGAUUCCGACGCUCUUCUCAAUAUUUCGUUCGCAGAGUACUGCUAGAUUCCGAAUCCAACGCCCUGCCGCUGUCGCUGACUCAGCCGACAAUCACUCUCGUCGCCCCAUUUGGACUUCCUAUUGUCUUCUUCUGUGGUGCAUAAUGAUGUUUGAGAAAGACUACAAAAGUUGUAUCAAAGUUCACAGUCUCAUGUUUGCUGUGUACUCUGCUUAUUGACCCAGAUAGUGAUAUGGAAAGUAAACCGCCACAUGCAAUUUGUAAAGGGCAAAAAGUGUCGUUUCGACGCGUUGUUCACAUUUGUAUGUAAUCGCAACCUUAAGACUAAGAGCACCAUUGUAGAAAAAAAGCUCCUAACUUCGCAAAAAAAAUAGAGAGAGGUGAGGAGAACACUAAAUCCCAAUUAUCGCUGUGAUGAUCAACAUGCUGGUGUGCACUCACUCCGAAUCAUCAUGAAAUGGUCUCAAAUUUCAGGAC
Messenger RNA from Amoebophrya sp. A25, 1684 nucleotides. The record is from the annotation of a GenBank genome assembly. Lineage: Eukaryota; Dinophyceae; Syndiniales; Amoebophryaceae.